Polyodon spathula (Mississippi paddlefish) is the source of this 1824-nucleotide messenger RNA. RefSeq lists its product as uncharacterized. The transcript has 8 exons. Bases 82 to 1080 code for a protein of 332 amino acids. NCBI's taxonomy places the organism in Eukaryota, Metazoa, Chordata, Actinopteri, Acipenseriformes, Polyodontidae. The record is from RefSeq and is a predicted model, not a curated record.
AAGUACACGUGUAUUUACAGAGCAGCGCCAGGCUUUGUGUGCAACCUUCUUGUUUACUGUGCUAUAGAAUUCAUAACAAGCAUGCAACGAAAAAGGACCAUAGAGAAAAAGCAAACAGAUUCUGAUCAGAAUAAUUCGUCAAAGAAAAAUUCAGCUGAUAAGCCCUCUGGUCAAAAUGCAAAUCCCGUCUCUCAAGAAGGGCUGUGCUCUCGAGUGCUGUCAGUUGGGAAGUACCUUCUUCUCUUCAUCGUCAUUCCUCCGUUUCUUAAUUAUGCAUCGUUGCAGAGGGAAGGACUACUGUUACAGCCAGAGGGAGGACAGUUAAUAGAUGUUGGUUUGGGGCAGAAGAUGUGCCUAACCUGCAAAGGAACAGGACAGCCUGUUGUGGUACUGGAUGCACCCACUGGCAUGUCUUCAGAUGUCUGGUUUCAAAUACAGGAUGAUCUAUCCCAGUUAACAAAGGUUUGUACAUAUGACAGGGUUGGUCUUGGGUUCAGUAAGCGGACAUUGCAGAAUGAGACAACAGGAGUGGAAAGGGUUUGGAGAGAGUCAACCACUGGAAGAAUGGUUGAUGACCUUCAUCGACUUAUCAAGGAAGCCAAACUUCCAAAACCCUUCAUUCUGGUGGGCUCUGAGCUGGGGGCCCUCAACGGCAGGUUUUAUAGUCACAUCCAUGACACGGAGGUUUCGGAGCUUGUCCUCAUUGAUCCAAUCCCUGAAGACAUUUUUUUGGAGGACGUAUGGCAGCAGUACUGGUACAAAGAGCUGGUGCCAUAUCUACAAAUGCUGCAGUUUUCUGCGGCCAGUGGAUUGAGUCGACUGUUACUAAUUGCGGGGUGGAUGCAGCCGUCAAUCACAGGAGAGAACGUUUCUGAAGAUUUAAUGAGAAGACAAGUAAGGCGGUGCACUGCAUCAUAUUCAUGUUCUGUAUUAAUUUAUUGUCUUUUACAUAUUUGCUGUUUUAUUUAUAGGUCCAUCGACAUCUUUUUAGAUUGUCCCUGUUACUCAGAAAUCCUUCGUUUUACUGGUGUGUUCAAUUUGAGCAUACCUUUACUAUUUUUCAUAUUGUUUAUACAGUGAGUGCAUUUUACAGAUGACUGGUGUAAUAAUUGCACAAUCGAUAUCCCCAAUUGCGCUUACUUUACCGGGUCAACAGCACACAAGGUGAUUUUUUUUUUUUUGCUGAGAAACAGAACAGAUGGCAUGUGGGUUUUAUCACCGGUGUACACUGCUGGUAUGGUUUACUACACAUGUGGUGUAGUUACCUCCAGGCUCCAGAACAUAUUCCAUCCCAAAAAUAAACCUAGUGAAAUAUAUGUAAGUAGUGGGUGCUUUUAAAAAGAAAACUGAUCCUGAGGUGGAGUAACCCCAUCUUGUAUUCUUUUUUCAAUGUUUUUUUUUUAAUUAUUUUUUGUAUUUAUUUUUUAUUGACAUGUAAUAAUCUCACAUGACCACUAGUGGCUGCAGUGCAAGAGAAUCCCAAGUCGUGGUGUUUGAUUGUAUAAAAAAAAAAAAAAAAAACGUUAUUCUUUUUUUGUUACCAAACUGAGACACGGCAUAUAUUGCUUUAUACUGUAAGGGAGGAGAGACUCCCCAAUCCACAUCUCUCUCUUGUGAUAUAUUAAACAGUCUGCGAUCUGGCUUCUCUCCACCUUCACAUUCUGCCCUGGGCUUAUAUAGGAGGCUGUGUGAUCGCCUUAAAAAAACAAAACAGUUGAGCAAUUGUCCCACUGAGCCCAGCAAGCAAAAAAGCCAGCUUGAUUUAGGGUAUUUUACCAGUUGUAAUGCUUCUGAUUGCCAGAUGCUGUAGCACAUGACUCACCC